Messenger RNA from Carlito syrichta (Philippine tarsier), 2451 nucleotides. It is a transcript of the gene MPPED1, whose product is annotated as metallophosphoesterase domain containing 1. The transcript is spliced from 7 exons. The coding region runs from base 543 to 1523 and encodes 326 amino acids. The record is from RefSeq and is a predicted model, not a curated record. NCBI's taxonomy places the organism in Eukaryota, Metazoa, Chordata, Mammalia, Primates, Tarsiidae. Gene Ontology annotation, molecular function: hydrolase activity.
AUCUGUAAGUGGGAAGGGGGUGCAGAGAAUGCUGAUUUUUACACGUUUUACCUCUUAUUUCCUUUUGUGUGUGGGUAUGUCUGUGUGCAUGUCUGAAGCGGGUCUGAGAAUCUUCCCGUUUCAACUCCACAGAUACGUGACUCGCCAAGUGCUUUAUUUUGAAAACUAGGACAGAGCACUUUGCAGAAGAAAAAUCAGUCCACUCACUAUUAUUUAUGUGAUUGCUGAUCUGCUAGAUGGAUCUAGAAAGCAUCAAGAAUUAUGAUAAUUUCUAGAGUGGAGCACUGGUUUACAAACAUAUUUCUCUACCUGAGCGUUGUGGGUUUCUUUGCUCAUUCUGUGCAGUGGGAACGGAGAAUAUUCAGAAUUUGAAGACAAGCCGGGCAAACCGGCUGCAUUCAUAUCUAAAAUUAAAGGAAUAAGUGAGCAGCUAUUUGUGGCAGACAGGACAUGAUCCAUCUGUUUCCAGGUCUGGCGGGGGGCCGGGCGGUGGCGGCGGCGGCGGCGGCAGCAGGAGAUGCCCGGGCGGCCAGCGGAGGUCCAUGUGGCGCUCUAGGUGGGAUGCCGGCGUCCUGAAGGCGGAGGCCCUGGCCCUCCUCCCCUGCGGCCUGGGCAUGGCCUUCUCCCAGUCCCACGUGAUGGCUGCUCGGCGGCACCAGCACAGCCGUCUCAUCAUCGAGGUGGACGAGUACAGCUCCAACCCCACCCAGGCCUUCACCUUCUACAACAUCAACCAGGGCCGCUUCCAGCCACCGCAUGUGCAGAUGGUGGACCCGGUGCCUCAUGAUGCCCCCAAGCCUCCGGGCUACACCCGCUUUGUCUGUGUCUCCGACACCCACUCGAGGACGGACCCCAUCCAGAUGCCCUAUGGUGACGUGCUGAUCCACGCUGGGGACUUCACUGAGCUGGGACUCCCGAGCGAGGUGAAGAAGUUCAACGAGUGGCUCGGCAGCCUGCCCUAUGAGUACAAGAUUGUGAUCGCAGGCAACCACGAGCUGACCUUUGACCAGGAGUUCAUGGCCGACCUCAUCAAGCAGGAUUUUUACUACUUCCCCUCCGUGUCCAAGCUGAAGCCGGAGAACUACGAGAACGUGCAGUCACUGCUGACCAACUGCAUCUACCUACAGGACUCGGAGGUCACCGUGCGGGGCUUCAGGAUCUAUGGCUCCCCAUGGCAGCCCUGGUUUUACGGCUGGGGCUUUAACCUCCCACGAGGCCAAGCCCUGCUGGAGAAGUGGAAUCUCAUUCCCGAAGGCGUAGACAUCCUGAUAACCCAUGGACCGCCGCUGGGCUUCCUGGACUGGGUCCCCAAGAAGAUGCAGCGGGUGGGCUGCGUGGAGCUGCUGAACACAGUGCAGAGGCGUGUCCAGCCGCGGCUUCACGUCUUCGGCCACAUCCACGAAGGGUACGGCGUCAUGGCAGAUGGGACGACCACCUAUGUGAAUGCAUCCGUGUGCACUGUGAACUACCAGCCCGUGAACCCACCCAUAGUCAUCGACCUCCCCACGCCCCGGAACUCCUGACUGCUCCCUGCUGUCCCAGCCCUGCCCACCCGCCAGGUGCUCAGCUCCAUAUGCCUGGCCCAACCUCCUUUCCUUCCACGCAGGAUGACCCAAAUGACCCGUCUGGCCGCCGGGACUGGCCCAGCAGAUGGGUUGAGGCCUUGGGACGAUUCUUCAGCCUUUUGUCAUCUGGAGUCGGGACCCUGUGUGUCCCCAUCAAGGGUUCUGUGCUCAUUUGUUUUUCUGCGUGUACAUCCCGUGUGUACCUCAUCAAAGGACCUAAUAAGCUCACGGCUCCUUCUUGCUUGGGGAGUGACUGAAUCGUCAUCCUUCUCAGUUAGACACCCUCCUGGCCUGGGAAGCCACUGGUCUUGGAUAGGUCUGGAAGUUCUUGCACAAAAUCUCCCUCUGAUCGAGAGUUUGUGUGGCUGCAAGCCCAGGGCUGGGAGCAGGUGGGAGGUUUUGUAGGCUGGGCUCAGACAGCCCUUGCUGUCCUCCCAGGCCAGAGAGGAGACAGGCCUGCUCCAGGCGGAGGCCUUCUGAGGGAAUGUUUAGUGACAUCUCAGGAAUUCAGACAGCACCUGGCUGGGCCCACAGCAGUUUUCCUGGUAUUGUUCCCCUCUUUUCUUCCCAUGGGUAUUUCUGCUGACUUGAACAAUGGUCCUAGCAUCCCAGGCUUUCACUCGGGGCCUGGAUUGUGGGAGUUGGUUCUACAGAAUGAGCCAUUCGAGUGCUCAAGACCAGCAGGAGGGCUGCUAGUCAUGGUGGGCUAACCCUUGGUCCCACAGAGACUGUGAUGCUCUUCAGAACUCAACAUCCUGGAGGGUCUGCAGACUGAGGCUGCGGCAGCCCUGUGGGCGCCCAUGUCUUUGUACGUAUGCAUACAUGCACACGCACCCCUCUUCUUUUUUAAGAGACAGGGUCUCACUCUGUCCCCCAGACUGGCGUG